UUGUAUUUUUAUUUCUCUCUUUCCAUUUAUGAAUAAUAUAUAUAUUCCUCUUAUUUAUUUUUACCAAUCCGCAAAUCGAAAGGACUAACAUUAUCCCCGUACCAUAGAAAUAGUCUCAUAGUCGUAUUUUCGCACGAUUAAUCGAGUGAAAGUUUUCAAGUACCAUAAAAGAAGGAUUCGAAGAGAAGGAAAGAUGGUGCCGUCUCGUUUCCGUGCACUCCUCCCUGUCGAUGAGUUUACUAGUUUGUGCGAGUGGAGAUUCGUGUGUUUGAUCGGGGAUCGUUGAGGAAUCCUUUAACAAAAAAUAUCAAAAGUAAAGAAGUAAGGAAGGAAGGAAGGAAAGAAGAAAAAAUAUUCUCAAAUAUCGAGGAAAAGAAGGAUUAAAAAAACAAAGAUGUCAUCAAGUGGAGAAUUUUCAACAUUGUCAAGCGGUGAGGCCACUGGAACCGGUGAUGAUUCCUUGCCAAGUUCUCGCGAAGCAACAGCUGAAGUUGCUGGUUCUACAGGUGGUUUCAUACCUUUGCGGGAUUUCCUGGACAGAUUUUCAUUACCGAGAGUUGUCAGAGUCGAGGGUGCAGGUGGACGUCCUAUUUUACUAUACAAACAACAACAAAGAUCACUCAGGGUAACCGCAACUUUGUUGAUGCAUCGUUAUCGUCACGAUGUCAAAGUUGGACCAGAAAUUGUCAUACCAGAAGGAUAUCCUGGAUGGUUUUCGGUCGUGUCAAACAACAGCGGUACCGGAAGUGCACGUGUAUACAGAAGAGUCGGUGCUUUGGUACGAGCCGGUGUGCCGGCUUUUCUACUUGCAAAGCCACUAAGGGCUUAUACACUAACACAUUCGAAGAUGGAAAAUGGAAAUUUACGGGCACAUUACACGAAGACCACCGUAAGGGCUGGCGAGGUACUACGUUUGACAGCUGUUUUCCAAGACACACGACGUGCACCAGUUUCAAACAGUGGCAUAUCCGGUGUGAUAGCUGGCAUUCCGGAUGGCAAAAGUUCAAGAUCGUCUGAGAGAGAUCAGUACGCCCAAUGUUUAGAUUCUCACGGACACGAGCUAUUUGCACAGCUCUCAGCAAGAGGAGAAUUUUAUGCCACCUGUCAAGGUGGUACCCUUGAUACUGGAAGUGAUGCAGUUCUUUAUAGAGUUCAUCAAUUAGCUAGGAGAGAUUUACCACUUAGGGUACGUUUAGUUGCUGGGCCUUUACCAAUACCAUUACCACGAGAUUAUAGUGGAUUGAUGCAAUUAGAAGGUGCAACGAAGGGACCAAUAGUAUUGGGAUGUGCAGUACCAUUAAUGCCUGAACGACCUUUGCCAAAUUCAACUGUACCAGAAUUACUGGAACUCGUAGCUACUGGUCCAACUGCGCCAAGGGUGAAAAGAGCACGAUUAGGGUGUCCUUCCGAAGCGAGAUUAUUGGCUUCACCGAAAAUGCAACGAUUGUUAUCGGCAUGCAGAAGAGCAUUGGAUCAAAGAGCAACUGAACCACGCGUGGCACCACCUAAACCAUGUAUCAACGGUGGCCAAUUGAAAGAAUUAAAUUUAAAGGAAAUCAAAUCUAAGCCCGAACCUAAACCGAUACUUCAAAGUCUUAAAGAAGGUUUAGAAAAUAUUAAAAGAAGUACGAUACGUGAUCGUAGCAAUGGGAGAAACGUUAAUAAUAAUAAUAAUAAUAAUAAUACUGGUUCAAACAAUCAUCACAGUUUCUUAGAUAAAAUCUCUAGGAUAGCCCAAGGCGGUAGAAGCCGUAAUCCAGCGAAAAAGUCAGCGUCCUUCACCUUCGCCGUGAGACCGGAAAUUGGUAUGAGAUCGCCAGAAAGAUACGCGAGUCUUGAGUCGGAAACGAAUCUCACGCAUGGGUCGGGUUCUUCUUCAAGGCACCAGGUUCAAAGAUCGAUCUCAACUAGUGUACUAGAAGUUCAGUCACAGGCUGAUGCAGCAGCCGAUCCUCCUUAUUCCAAGGUCAGGGAUAGUUUAACCCCAUUGCCACCGCCUACACCACCACCGAGAACCGAAGACAUUUAUGCUGAAAUCUGUGAGCCACCGGACAGAAACAUUUUUCGUGAUUUUACGAAAGAAGACAAACCACCCCCACCACCACCGAUAAGUAAACAUCAAUCACAGGGUGGUAGUGGUACUGGUGGUUGUUCUAGUGGUAGUGGUACAAGGGAAAAAGACAGGGGUUACGUUAAAUUGGCACCAACGCGAUCGGAACAUUCAGACGUUUCAACGAAUACAAUUAACGGAGACGAUGAAGGAAUUUACAACACUGUCUGUUGAUAUAAUUAUACUUAUUUUUUCUCUUCUCCUCGAUUAACAAUCGGUAAAGUAGAAUGUUAAGUGAAGAAGAAGAAGAAGAAGAAUGAGUGAGUGAGUUAGUGAGUUAGCUAAUCGAAGAUUGGCCAGAACAUAGAAAAUAGUAGAAAACCCUAAAAGGAUGUGAGAGAGAGAGAAAGAGAAAUUAAUAAUGAGAUUGGAUAGUCGAUGAGAUGAUGGUUGCUAGAAACGUGGACAUCCUCGACUAGUAAGAUGGUCCGAGAGUAAGAACAGGAAAGAUUUGCAAGCAAGGCCGUUGACCGAAGAAAAUCAUCCUGUAAUUACAGACUCGCGGACGAGCGCAACGGAUAUAGCGGUUUUCUCCGAAGAUGGCUUUCGCAAUCAGGCUUCCGGUAUUACGGCGAUACUGUCGUCGAGAGAGAGACUACCUCAUAAGAGUUCAAUGAAAAUAAACGCGCAUUUACGUUUUAGUUUAUGGGAGGAAUUUCUUGCCUGCCCAUGCGAAAAACGCGUUACAUCCAAUAGGAAGAAAAAAAAAAAAAAAAAAAAAA
Polistes canadensis is the source of this 2832-nucleotide messenger RNA. RefSeq lists its product as uncharacterized. The transcript has 6 exons. Lineage: Eukaryota; Metazoa; Arthropoda; Insecta; Hymenoptera; Vespidae. The record is from RefSeq and is a predicted model, not a curated record. Bases 395 to 2284 code for a protein of 629 amino acids.